AGAAGACACUUAGAGGGACUUGACUCUCCUCUUAGUGUGCUGCACUGCUCUGCCAGAUCUCUCUCUCUCUCUCUCUCUGCUCUUCCUUUUCUCUGUGAAUCCUUCCCUUUCAGAAGAAACAAAACCAGCCAUGUCUUCUGUGAAAAUCAUGAGCACAAAAAGUGUCAGGUCCAGCUUCGGUGGAAGCGGCGGUGGUAGUUUCAGCAGUGGCGGCCGUAUGUCAGGAGGAGGAGGAUCAUUUUCCUCAAGAUCUGCCAUUGUUUCAAGGCCAGGCACACAGCUGAUGGCAACAGGUGGCUCAAUGUUUAGGUCAAGUGGUGUUGGUGUUGGUGGUAGUUUUGGAGCUGGAGGCGGUAGUGGUCUCGGUUAUGGCAUGAGUUUCGGCAGUGGUGCUGGUGCUAGUUUCGCUAGCGGUGCUGGUUACGGUGCUAAUUUCGGUGCUGGUGCCGGAGGAGGUUUUGUCAGUGCUCCCAUCACAAACGUCCAAGUCAACCAGAGCCUGCUGGCCCCCCUGAACCUCGAGAUCGACCCCACCAUCCAGACUGUCCGUACCCAAGAGAAAGAGCAGAUCAAGACUCUAAACAACCGCUUUGCCAGCUUCAUUGACAAGGUCCGCUUCCUGGAGCAGCAGAACAAAAUGCUGGAGACCAAGUGGAGCCUGCUGCAGGACCAGACCACCACCCGCUCCAACAUCGACGGCAUGUUUGAGGCCUAUAUUGCCAACCUGCGCAGACAGCUGGAUGGGCUUGGCAAUGAGAAGGUCAAGCUGGAAGGAGAGCUGAGGAACAUGCAGGGACUGGUGGAGGACUUCAAGAACAAAUAUGAAGAUGAAAUCAACAAGCGCGCUGGUGUGGAGAACGAGUUCGUGCUCCUCAAGAAGGAUGUAGAUGGUGCCUACAUGAACAAAGUUGAGCUGGAGGCCAAGGUUGAUGCCCUUCAGGAUGAGAUUAACUUCCUCAGAACUGUCUAUGAGGCGGAACUGCAGGAACUCCAGGGCCAGAUCAAGGACACCUCAGUCAUUGUGGAGAUGGACAACAGCCGCAACCUGGACAUGGACGCCAUCGUGGCUGAAGUCAGAGCACAGUAUGAGGACAUUGCCAACCGCAGCCGUGCUGAAGCUGAGUCAUGGUAUCAACAGAAGUUCCAGGAGAUGCAGAGCAGUGCAGGCCAGGCCGGAGAUGACCUUCGCAACACUAAGAGUGAGAUUGCUGAGCUCAACCGCAUGAUUAGCCGCAUCCAGAAUGAGAUUGAGUCAGUCAAGGGACAGCGUGCCAACCUGGAGGCCCAGAUCGCUGAGGCUGAGGAGCGUGGUGAGCUGGCUGUGAAGGACGCCAAGAUCCGCAUCAGGGACCUGGAAGACGCCCUGCAGAGAGCCAAACAGGACAUGGCCCGUCAGGUCCGUGAGUACCAGGAGCUCAUGAACGUCAAGCUGGCUCUGGACAUCGAGAUCGCCACAUACAAGAAGCUUCUGGAAGGAGAGGAAUCCAGACUUGCCUCUGGUGGUGGAUCUGCAACCAUCCAUGUACAGAGCAAAAGCAGCAGCUUCGGUGGCGCCUCAGGAGGCGGCAUGGGCGGCAGCGGUGGAAGUUUUGGCAUGGGUGGAGGCUAUGGCAGCAGCAUGUCCAUGAGCGGUGGUAUGGGCAUGGGUGGCGCCUAUGGCAUGAGCGUAGGAGGCGGCAGCUCCAUCAGUUCAAGAAGCUCCUCGGUCGUCUCAUCUAUGCGUCGUUUCUAAAGCGCAGCAGUUGUCUUUAUCUCUAUUCUUCUUUUGUUCUCCUCCUUUUCUCCCACACAAAAACUCCUGGCAUCGCAUACCUUAAGAGAGUCAGAGAUAACAUCCAAGUAUCAGUAGAAGCAGAGAGAUUAUUAGACUGGAAAAACAAAGAGCAACAGAGUUGUGAGUCAGUCCUCUCCUUUGAUCAGUCAGCCAGGCUGUCUUUUGGUUGCUGGACAUGCUGUUGUGUAGACAAGAGGAUGCUUGUAGUGUCAUGACAGAGAAUCCUUACAAGGCAACAAUCACUGCACACAAAAUGACAACAGCAUUUCCAAGAUUUGCGCAGAAGGAGGUGUUGAUGUUAUGUCUUGAGUUGAUUAAGAAGGCAACCAUAUAGUGUCACACCUGUAGAGCCUCCUCUCUGUCUCUUGUCACACAUCUGUCAUCUUGCUGUGCAUUUGGACAUCAUCAAAAGCAGCCACAUAUAACACUCUCAUAUUUGAUUUUUGGGAUCCUCUUUUUCUUCUCCUGUUUUGAGAGAAAAUGAGCUCUCCACUUCAGUAUAUAAAUGGUGUUUUUAUCAUUCCUUUACUUCACUUUUCACUCUGAAUAAAAAAAUAAAAAAGCAUGGUUAAGGCUGACUGGAACAACCAGAUUUAUUGUGAAUUUGUACCACCACACAUCUGGAAUAAAUCUGUGUUCAUAUUA
This is a messenger RNA of Toxotes jaculatrix (banded archerfish), 2419 nucleotides long. Its product is annotated as keratin, type II cytoskeletal 8-like. Gene Ontology annotation, cellular component: keratin filament. Bases 131 to 1732 code for a protein of 533 amino acids. The record is from RefSeq and is a predicted model, not a curated record. Gene Ontology annotation, biological process: keratinization; intermediate filament organization. Gene Ontology annotation, molecular function: structural constituent of skin epidermis. Lineage: Eukaryota; Metazoa; Chordata; Actinopteri; Toxotidae. The transcript has 9 exons.